CCAACAUUCCUCAAAAUAUCUUAUUUUGUGUUCUACAGCAGAAAGCAAGUCACACAGCUUUAAAAUGACAUGAGGGUGAGAAAAAUCACGAACUACUUUCCAUUUCUGGGUGAAUUAUACCUUAAUGUUUUUCAUUUAGCCUAUUUUAACCAUUCUUUUGGGAGGAAAACAGAUUUAGAAGACUAAUAAAUGUUGGGAAUAACCUAUUUAACAUUGAUUAAACAAUAAAUCGAGUAUCUUUGCUUUGUGGCAAAACUAAUUAGCUUCGUUUAGUCUGUAUAGUAAAUUAUUUAAUGGUCAGCUCGUUUAAUUUUGAGUAGACAGCGAUUUCAAGAUUUUAUUAAAUCUACAAAAGCUGAACCAAGACUUUAGCGUGGUACGAUGCUGCUCCUUGCGGGUCAAACCCGUAUGUGCAGCAACAUUUCCUCUUAAUUCUGUGCCUCCAGAAACGUACCUGACCAGCUCUUAUACAGUAAAAAAACGACUAAAUUAAGGUAAGCGAUUAUAAACUUUUCAUGGGCAAUUUCAAAUGGAAUGUGUUUUUUGUAAACUACUAAAGCUACCAUAUGCACUAGGAGCAAACUACACUUCAAAGUAGGCUAUAAGUUGCUCAAAACCCUGAAUAUAUCCCCCGCCUCUGUAUCCCAAGAGGAGGGCAGAGAAAACCCGUAUCAAAUUUCACACCUAACCUUCCACAAGAGACUACAAAUGGGAAGUUAGUGAACGGGACUCAAUGUGUUAACAUCUCUUACCUGUGUGGAAUGCGCGAGGACAUAAGAACACAGCUUCAGGUUUUUAACUGACACCAGAACAGUCAUGCCUGCCCACCGUUCUCUUCCUUUUUUGUCAGACCAGAUGUCUCUCAUCCUGGUAACGGUACUCCUGAUGCUGGUUUCAGAAGUUCAUACACAAGGUCGACUGAAGCUGACCGUUCUGUCUGAAGAUCGGCUGCAGAUUAAAUGGAAGGAGGCAGAAGGUCCAGUUCAAGGCUACAAGGUCCGAGUACGGCCCCUCACAGAGGUUCCUCAGCCAGAGCUGAUGCUGACGACCACACGCGGCCGAGCCACGGUGGCAGGCCUGGACUCCAAACAGGAAUACCUCCUGCAAGUCCUGGUGCUCAAUGGAACGCAGGAGAAACUCAUCGCGAAGAGACGCUUCAACAUUGAUGGGUUGCGUGAGGAGGAGUUGAUUCGUAGCGGGAACAGGGAGCAUAAGAAGAAAACGCACACCUCUGGCUCUGGGGAGGUGGAUGACAUCACAGAGGCUCUAGCUGCCCAGCCCACGGUGCUCUACAGAGAACCAACAACCACAGAACCUCCAGCUCCUCCUGAGCUUGAGCCAGAAGCUGACAAGAGUCCUAAAGACAAGAAGAAGAAGAUAGACAAGAACCGAUCCAAGACUGAAGAUAAAAAUGAUCCGGAGGAAAACAAACUGAAGAACGUAAGAGAGGAGAUCACCAACACUGACAAAACAAGGAAAACCACCCCAACCCAACCUGUCACAGCCAUAUCCACCCGGAAGCCGUUUGAAUGCAGUGCUGGCGCACAGGCAGAUCUAGUUCUUCUCGUGGAAGGAUCCUGGAGCAUCGGCCGCACCAACUUCAGAAAGGUGCGUGACUUCUUGGAGGGCCUGGCUGUUCCCUUUCACAUCGGCCCGGAGGGCGUGCAAAUAGCAUUGUCGCAGUACAGCGGAGAUCCACGCACAGAGUGGAACCUUAAUAACUUCACCUCCAGAGAGCCGCUCCUGGAGGCCAUCAGGAACUUUAGGUAUAAGGGCGGCAACACCUUCACAGGUCAAGCACUCAUUCAUGCUCUUCAGAACAAUCUAAAGGAGGAGGCUGGAGCACGACCCAACACACCACAGUUCCUCCUGCUGCUGACCGAUGGCAAAUCUCAAGAUGAUGCCAUCGCUGCAGCCAGCAGGUUGAAGAAUGCUGGCGUGGAGAUCAUUGCUAUAGGUGUAAAGAAUGCAGAUGAGGCAGAAUUGAGGCAGGUGGCGUCUGAGCCUCUAGAGCUGAAUGUCUAUAAUGUGAAUGAUUUUCCUCUGCUUAGCAAACUGGUGGGAAGACUAGCUCGCAUCCUCUGUGGCAAGAUUGAAGAUCGCAUUAAAGCCAAGAGAAUGGAGCGUCCCACUCAGGACCCAGUUCUGUCCUACCCCAGCCCAACUGAUCUGCAGUACGUGGCACUUGGUUCGAGGGAGGUGCGUUUGCGUUGGACCUCUCCCAGCAAAAGUCUCCAGCAGUACAGAGUGGUUUAUCACACGUCUGAAGGACAAAGUCUGAAAGAGGUUGUGGUGAAUGGAACAGAUUCAACAACACUACUGACAGGACUGGCCUCGCAGACACAGUACCAUCUGUCCAUCUUUCCUGUCUAUGAGAACAAUGUGGGUUCUGCUCUCAGAGGAACUUUUACUACACUGCCGUUGGCCACGCCUGAGGCUCUGGAGGUCACGGCAUCCUCACCCAGCAGUCUGCGUGUGCGCUGGCAGCCGGCCGUAGGAGCCACACAGUACAUGGCACUGUAUUCAGCGCUUACUGAUGGAGAACCUGAUGAUGCCAAAGAGGUGAAGUUUGGACCUGCUCAGACGGAUGUGGAGUUGGUGGAUCUGAUGCCGUCCACAGAUUAUUCAGUCACUCUUUAUGCUUUAUAUGACGAGGACCCCAGUGAUCCCGUCACUGCCCUCGGCACCACCUUUCCAUUGCCGUCUCCUGUCAGUUUGCAGUUUCCCAUGGUCAGUCACAGCGCUCUGAAGGUCACAUGGGUCCCUGGAGCUGUGGAUGUUCCCGCCCACCGUAUCAUCUACAGCACCAAUCACGGCAGUGAUGUGAAGCAGGUGGAAGUCAGAGGUGUGAACACGGUGUUGUUGCAGAAUCUCUCUUCAUUAUCCAGGUAUCUGGUGUCAGUGCAGUCGCUCUAUGAGAAAGGCUUGUCAACACCUGUCACAGCCAAUGUCACGACAUUGAAGGUACCGGCUCCCUCAGAUCUGAGAGUCACUAACUUCUCUGGCAGUGACAUCACCGUGCGAUGGGACGCCGCAGCGGACGACGUGGUCUCGUACCUCAUCAAAUGGAUCUCCCUCAGUGGAGGAGACCUCAGGCAGCUUACAGUAGAUGGGAAGAGUGAAGGAGCCAUUUUGGAAGGAGUUGAGGAGGAUAAUGAAUAUCAGGUCUCGCUGUCUGCACUAUAUGCUGAUGGGGCUCAGAGCGAGGCAGUGGCAAUACGAUACAGCACUUUAUCAGGAGGUGGUCCCAGCAGUUUAUCCAUCUCAGAGGAGACUCCAGUCAGUAUGCUGGUCACCUGGGUUCCCCCUAACGCCCAUGUGCUGCAGUACCGUGUUUCGUACACACCCCUCACUGGAGAUGCAAGAGAGAACACAGUGUCUUUGCCAGGCAGUGAGAAGCGCGUCCUGCUUCAGAAUCUGCAGCCUGACACUCGGUACAGUGUUCUGGUCACUGCCGAGUACCGUAACAGAGAGGGAGGGAGUGCCACAGCUCAGGGGAAGACCACUAGUCUGAGGGUGAGCAGCGUUAGUGUUGUGCGAUCUGAUCACUUCAGCAUCUGUGUGUCUUGGAGGCCUGUAGCUGCCGUCAGCGGUUAUCGUAUAGUCAUCCAGGCUCUCAGAGAUAAACAGACUAAAGAGGACAUAGUGGACGCCUCCAGCAGCAGUCACUGUUUCUCUGAGCUACAGCCUGAGACAGUAUACCGUAUCAGUGUUCAUUCUCGUCUGGGAACAGUAGAGGGCGCCGCUGUCACCAUUCUUCACCCCACAGCAACGGCUCCAGUGAGGAUUCAGGUUCCCCCUAGACUGCAUCCCAUACAGAAGGAGGUGUGUCCUGAGAUGGCGGUCAGAAAUCGUGUAGUUAAAGGUUUCAACAUGAUGGAGGCAUUUGGUCUGAGUCUGAGAGCUCACUCCACUAUUGAGGGUGUGGCGGCUGAACCAUUCACCUUCAGCACCUUGCCCAGUUACACUCUCUACAGAGACGUACAACUGACUCAGAGCACAGGCUUCAUCCACCCGGCUGGCUUUGCUCCAGAACACACCAUCAGCAUAGCCUUCAGGCUCCUGCAGGAUUCACCGAAGGAACCCUUUGCCCUCUGGCAGCUCACAGACAAUGACUUCCAGCCUAAAAUGGGGGUGGUGCUAGACCCUGAAAAGAAGGUGCUGCUGUAUUUCAGUCUGGACUACAGAGGAGAGAUACAAGAACUGACCUUUGACCAAUCACAAGUCCAUUCUCUCUUUUAUGGCAGCUUUCAUAAGAUCCAUUUGUCCAUCAAUCAGGUGAGCGUAUCGUUGUAUGUAGAUUGUCAGCGGGUAGGUGAGAGACCUGCUCGUCCCUUAGGAACAUUGCCUACUGAUGGCUUUGAGAUGCUGGGCAAGCUAGUUAGGACACGAGGACCUCAAAGCGGAUCUGCAGCUUUCCAGCUGCAGUCUUUUGAGAUAGUGUGCAACACCACGUGGCCGUCAGAAGACGGAUGCUGUGAUCUGCCCUCACAGAGGGACGAGGAGAGCUGUCCAGAACCUGCUUAUGCGUGCACCUGUAGCACCAAUGUGCCCGGAGCACCUGGAGAUGCAGGCCCUCCUGGAAAACCUGGUCCUCGUGGGGAGAAGGGAGAGAAAGGAGAGCUGGGACAGAAGGGUGAGAUGGGCCCACCAGGCAAACCGGGUCUUGAGGGAAACUUUGGUGCUAUUGGAGCCGCUGGUCCACGGGGAAUGACUGUAAUGGGAAAAGUGGGUCCUCCAGGAGCAAGAGGUGAAAAAGGAGACUUUGGAAGGCCUGGAAGUCAAGGGUUACCAGGGCCUCCUGGCCCAAAGGGUAAAGAGGGCAACCCUGGUCCUAAGGGUGUCAGAGGACCAGAGGGUAACAUAGGACCCCCAGGAAUUACUGGACCAAGGGGUUUUCAGGGUAUGCCGGGCCAUCCAGGGCCAAUGGGAGAGAGAGGCCCAUUAGGUCUGGUAGGGCCCACAGGUCUGUCUGGAAGCAAAGGAGAGAGAGGAGAGAAGGGAGAGCCACAGUCUCUUGCCAUGAUCUACCAGCUUGUUACCCAAGCUUGUGAAAAGCUUGUGCACAAUGAGGUGCUGAAGUUGGAUGUCUUCCUGAAUGAGAUCAAUCGGAAGCCAGUGCCCAUCCAGGAACCGGUGGCGCCACCAGGAGAGCCUGGCAUACCAGGGGGAAGGGGUCCACCUGGACCACGAGGCCCUCAGGGAAGACAAGGAAACAGAGGGGAGUCUGGGAAACCUGGGUAUCCUGGUGAGCAGGGACGGAGGGGUAUUCCUGGUGAGAAGGGCUAUCAGGGAGACAAUGUCUUGGGACCGCAAGGAACUAAAGGAUUCGCAGGACCUCCAGGUGAAACCAAAACAGGUGAACCAGGCCCCAAAGGAGAGGAUGGUAAAGCUGGACCUCAGGGUAUUCCAGGUGCCCCGGGACAGCAAGGAGAAAUUGGCCCCCCUGGUGUGUGUGACAGCAGUGGAUGUUAUCAAGGAGGACCUGUUGCAGAGGACCCAUACCUUGGAUACCAACCUUGAGUUGAGAAACCAGUGAAGACUUGGUGGUAUUUCCACGUUUUUAGUAUCAUCUCUGCCCCCAGACUUUGGAAAGGAAUUGUGGGAAGUAACAUAUGAACCGAUUGUGCCAGGGGAUGACUUUUAAUGAGCCUGCAUAAUAGUCUCUCCAAACUGAUCAUACAUUCAUACUGAGAUCACCAAAGCACUGAUCAUUCUUGACUCCUGUUUAUGUUACUCAGUAUUCGGUUUGAUCCGCUGCUACAAGACAACAGCAGAUUCUUGUGUAGAACUUCUUUUGUGCUGCACCGAUGUUCUGCUUGAAGCUGAUGAGGUCACAACACACCCAGACUCUGUUUUAUAGAGGGAAACGUGACGUGUUGGUUAACUAGUGUUGAGUAACUAGCGUGUUACCUAAUAAUAACUACAAUCCGCACUAAGAAUGUUCCUAAAAUUGUAUUUUAUUGUAUUUAAUGCACUGUAUGUGUUUUAAAUGUAUUUUGUUGAAGGCAUAUUGGUUUAAAUACUUUCAAUUCCAGUUUUUAUUUCUUAUUUUCUGAUUUUUAUAUAAAUUACUUUUGUAAUAUGAAAUAAGCAUUAUUUUGCCAGAACAAUUUGUCUAAAUGAAAUACACUGUGAUAUUGUAUUAUUUGACUUUUCUUCACAUGCUGUUCAUACUGUUUUAUAUGAUCAUACAGAGAGAAUUGUUCUUUUGAUUUUCUUUUUUUGUUUAGUGUUUAUGUACAGAUUGUAUGUAAUGGAACUGUUCAAGAAAACAUGUGGUCGUUUCUGUUGAUAGUGUGCCAGUAAAAGCAAUAACUAUUCUGAUUUACUGAAAUAUAUAAUAAA
Messenger RNA from Triplophysa rosa, 6348 nucleotides. It is a transcript of the gene col20a1, whose product is annotated as collagen alpha-1(XX) chain. Gene Ontology annotation, molecular function: protein binding. The record is from RefSeq and is a predicted model, not a curated record. The coding region runs from base 817 to 5523 and encodes 1568 amino acids. Lineage: Eukaryota; Metazoa; Chordata; Actinopteri; Cypriniformes; Nemacheilidae. The transcript has 42 exons.